UGUCCUCUGUAGAAAUUUGUUUCCCUCCAAACAAACCCGUAAUCGAAGAGUCGUGUGUGGAAGCUUGAACAGUUCUCUGAUGUUAAUGGCGGGAUGUUAGGCGUGGGAGUUUGAGAUUGUUGCUUGACGAUGUGAAAUUCCUGUCAAUAGAAUAGCAUUUUUUGAUUUACCGCAAUCCCUAGCAAAUACGGAAGCCCCUACGCUGUUGAUACAUCAACUCCGGCGGUGUAGGUGCUUGUGACGGUGUUGUGAUUCGAAGUAGCGAGCGGAAAGUCUUCGUAGGCCUCCGACAAUGGUUCCAGGUAGCAGUGGCAGCAGGACUGGUAAACGGAAACUUGGGUUAAGGUCACCACAAACAUCGACAAGGCAAGCCAGUAAAAGACAAGCGAAGCUCCCAUUCAAGAAACAGAAAGGGCCGGGUGAUCCUGUUCGAAGAGGUUAUGUUGAUCCGUCGAAAUUAAUGUACCGGUCAAACAUAUCCGGGCUGAUUAGCACAGUUCUGGAACUGGAAUUACGUGAUGGCCACAUCAGACAGUUGCAGAGAACGCCAUUCUGGCUAAUGAUUGAUGCUAUUCGGGCUAAACGACUUGGAUCCUAA
Camellia sinensis is the source of this 598-nucleotide messenger RNA. The record is from RefSeq and is a predicted model, not a curated record. Lineage: Eukaryota; Viridiplantae; Streptophyta; Magnoliopsida; Ericales; Theaceae.